Molecule: messenger RNA, 1443 nt
Organism: Rotaria socialis
Lineage: Eukaryota; Metazoa; Rotifera; Eurotatoria; Philodinida; Philodinidae
Source: the annotation of a GenBank genome assembly
AUGGCUACCGCAAUUGUGGACUUUUUCCAGAAUGAUAUUGAUUUAGGAAAAUGGAAAUCCAUUGAAUUCUAUUAUAGUGAUCUGCAAUGCAAAUCAAUAGUUUCGAAAUUAUUAACACGUACUCAGCUCGAACAACUUUUCAACCUCGUGCUUGUGAACGAUGUAGAUCAAGAUUUCGUAAUAUGCGACAUAUGUCGAACAAUUGUUACCUAUAAAAGUUCAACUGGUACUGGUGGUUUAAAGAAACAUUUAGCAUCAUGUGACAAAAGUACAUUAUCAAAUACUACACAAUCAACUAUAACAACAUAUUAUACUACUAGCACACCAUCAAUUAUACCAGAAAAAAUAAAAAAAGAAGUAACUAAUGCUUAUCUUGAAUUUAUUGCAUUGGAUGGUCGUCCAUUUGAAAUUGUAUCCCGAAUAGCUAAUUCACAAUCAAUUGAAAUUUCGGAUUUGUUACCAUAUCCAACAACAGUUAGUCGUAAAGUUGAUCAAGUUUAUAGUUUUCGAAAAAAACAACUUACCGAAUGGUUUAAAACAAUUAAUAGCUAUGCAGUGGUUAUUGAUAUGUGGACCGAAAAAUACAGCGAUAAUUUGUUACACGAUUUUGGUCUUUCAUUAAAUACAAAUUCAUUUAUCGUCACCGACAACGAGCCAAAGAUGCUUGCAGCUUUACGUGGUGUUAAUAGAGUUGGAUGUAGCGACCAUUACAUUAAUAAAGCGUUAGAGCAUGCAUUUACAUCUCCGAAAAGUAUUCGUGUUGAAGUUAUCCAAGUUUUUGAUACUAAUGUAUUCAAUAUCACAUAUAAUGAGCUUGUUGAUGCUUUUAGUGGUUCACAUUAUAAUGAUUUCGAAUCUCUUGAUAAAGACUUAUUGUACCAACUUUAUGAAUUUCUUCGAUCAUUUGAUGAAGUUAUCACCACGCUAAGUGAGGAAACUCAACCUGCACUUCACAAGGUUAUUCCUCUUCAGUGUUUUUUGAUUAAUCACUGUACACCAAAAACAGAAGACAUAUCUGGUAUGAUGAAAAUAAAACUAUUUUUAAAAGAGAGAAUUAUGGACAAGUGGCCGAUCCAAUCAGAACACUUAUUAGCUACAUUACUUCAUCCUCGUCUUCGUGAUUUUUCUGGUGAUCAAGCACUGAAAGAUCGGGCAAUCGAAUUGCUUCAACCAAGUAUUUCAUCUUCUGCUGAUUCGCCCAGUAAUAAUAUAUCGUCUUGUAAUUCGUCGUCAUCACCAAGUGUUGAUAAUUCCAUAACACCUAAAAAAACUAACAUUCUCUCGUUAUGCUAUGACAAACCACGAACUACUAAACCAGCACUUGAUGAAAUCAUGUUGUGGUUGCAAAGUGAUUUUAGUAAAGAUUUUAUAAAUGAUGACUUACUUUUGUUUUGGAGAAGAAAAAAAGAUGAUUUUCCAAGUAUUUGCCAAUAUUGCUCGUAA